AUGCAAUUCAUGGACGAGCACCUUCCCAUGCUUGAGAUCUGGUCUGAACCUCAACACUAUAGGCGUGGAAGUGUGGACAUGCGUUCCGAAAGUGUCAGUGAAGAUCUUGAGAAAGUUUCAACGCCACUACUUCCUAGAGGACCUGUCGGACCACCUAAAAUCAUUGAAGUCCCCGAAAAUGUUACUGUACCUGAAAAUGAGGCGGCGGUAAUGAAAUGCAAAAUAGAAGGUAAUCCUGCACCAACCUUCAAAUGGCAGAAAGGCCUCCGAGAGGUCAUGAACGGAGGACGGUUUAGAAUUAUUACCGACCAGGCUGAAAAUAGCAUAAUUUUAAUUAUUCAAAAAUGUCGGUCUCAAGAUGACGGUCCUUAUACCCUUACCAUAGAGAACCAACAUGGUUCAGAUUCCGUGGCUGUUAAACUUCUAGUUACUUCUGAUACAGGCCUUGAUUUCCGAGCUAUGCUUAAACACAGGGAAUAUGAGGGCGGUGCAUCAGAUUCGUUAAAAGAGGAUGUCUCUAAAGGUGGUAAGAAGGACGAUAAACCAAUGACAGAGGCCGAAAGGCGACAGUCUUUAUUCCCUGGUAAGAAAGUUGAAAAGUGGGAAGUACCUCUAGAAGACAAGACUGUUCAACAACAAGUGGACAAAAUUUGCGAGUGGAAAUGCGUAUAUUCUCGCCCUAAUGCCAAAAUCAGAUGGUAUAAAGACAAAAAAGAAAUAUUUAGCGGUGGUCUCAAAUACAAGAUUGUUAUUGAAAAAGCAGUAUGUACAUUGAUUAUUAACAAUCCAGAAGUUGACGAUAGCGGUAAAUAUACCUGUGAAGCAAACGGUCUUCCGACUACAGCAACACUUACUGUUGAUGAACCUCCGAUGAAAUACAGUUUCAUUAGUCCACUACCAAAUACACAGGAAAUUUACCGAACCAAACAGGGUGUACUAACUUGUAAAGUCAAUAAUAAACGUGCCCCGUUGAAAUGGUAUCGCAAUGGAAAACUUGUAGAGCCAAAUGACAAAAGGUUUCAUCAGGAAAGCGAUGCUGUCGGUCGAUUCACUUUGACAAUUAAGGAAGUUAUUCAAGAAGAUCAGGGUGAAUGGAUGGCUAAAAUUAGCAACGAAGUGUUCAGCAAAGUUCAAGUUUAUGUUGAAGAACCACGUCACACGUUCGUUAUCCCACUGAAGUCACAAAAAGUGAUGGAAAAGGAUACAGCAACAUUGGAAUGUGAUGUUAAUGACAAGGAUGCGGAGGUUGAAUGGUUCCAUGAUGGAAUAAAAAUAGAUUUGAAUAAUAAAAAAUUUGUCAUUGAGUCUCAUAACAGAAAACGUCGGCUAACUAUAAACAGUGCAAAAUUGGAGGACCACGGUGAAUAUAAAUGUACCACCAAAGAUGACAUUACACUAGCGCAACUUAUUGUAGACGGGCUUGCUAUGUCUGCCAUGAACAAGUUUAUUGUAAAAUUGAAGGAUGUCGAAGUAGUUGAAAAAGACGACGUUGAUCUUCGCUGUGAAACCAAGGACACUAAAACACCUGGUAUUUGGUCCAAAAAUGGCAAAAUUAUUACAUCGAUGCCAGGUGGUAAAUUCGAAACCAGCUCCAGGGGUGGCGUUCACACGCUGAAAAUUAAUAAAAUUGAAAUGGUUGAGGCAGAUACCUACGAAAUUAACGUUGCUGGGCUGGAAGGCUCAUGCAUCGUCACUGUUCUAGAAGCAGAGAAAAAACCAGUUCUCAACUGGAAACCUAAAAAGAUUGAAAUGGAAGCCGGUAAACCGGAGGUUAUCAAAGUACCGUUUUCUAUAAAAGGUACAAGAAGAGGUGAUCCAAAACCAAGACUGCUCAGGAACGGAAAACCAGUAGACCUUCUCGAACUGAAGGAUUUAGUGGAAGUUGUCAUUAACGGAGACGUAGCAGAAAUUAAAUUUAAGAACCCGAAAAAAGAAGAUACUGGAAAAUGGACACUCGAACUCAGCAACUCUGGCGGUGCAGCACUAGCUCCCUUUGAAGUGUUUGUGAAGGAUAAACCAAAGCCUCCAAAAGGACCAUUAGAAACCAAUAAUAUUACUGCGGAGGGUUGCGAUCUCAAAUGGAAAGCUCCAGAGGUACAAGAAGGUGUGCCAGUUAAGGCAUAUAUUAUUGAAGUGCAGGAGGGACGAUCUGGCAACUGGCAGAAAAUUGGUGAAACGAAGGGCACUGAAUUUAAAGUUAAAGAUCUUAAAGAACAUGGCGAGUACAGAUUUAGGGUCAAAGCAGUUAAUGAGAUCGGCCCUUCAGAACCAUUGACUGGAGAAUCAAUACUGGCCAAAAAUCCAUACACUGUUCCUGAUAAGCCAAGAAACAUGGAAGCUGCGGACAUUUCAAAGGACUCGUUAACGCUGCAGUGGCAGCCUCCUGAGAGUGAUGGAGGAGCUCCUAUUGAACAGUACAUAGUAGAAAGAAGAGAAAAGUCUGAAAAAGAUUGGAAUGAAGUUGGUACCGUCCCAGGUGCUGAAGGCAAAAAAGUUUUUUCACUGCUUGACGACAAAGUUGUAGAAGGCAAAGAGUACUACUAUCGCGUCAAGGCCGUUAACAAAGCUGGACCUGGUGAUCCUUGUGACCACGGGAGAGCAUUCAAAAUUAUGGCUAAACCAGUUGCUCCAAGCUUUCCUGUGGGUGGAAUUCAUGAUAUCACUUUACGAGUCGGAGAAACAAUAAAAUACGACAUACCUAUAAUUGCUGAACCUUUACCAGAAGUCAUUUGGACAGCUAAAGGAAAACCUUUAAAGGCAAUUGGCAGAACAAAAAUGACUACCGAAAGGGGGAAACACAUUGAAAAUGCAGAAAGAGGCGACACUGGUAAAUACACGAUUACCAUGAAAAAUCCCAGUGGUAAAUGUGAAUCAUCGGCACAAGUAACUGUAAUAGCGAAACCAACUGCACCACAAGGACCGCUUGAAGUUUCUGAAAUUUGUGGCGAUGGUGCAUUGUUGAGCUGGAAUCCACCAGAAGAUGAUGGUGGCACUGAACUUCUCGAUUAUGUUGUGGAAGCACAAGAUAUUGACGAAAAAGGAAAGUUUGUACCAGUGGGUACUGUCGCUCCUAAUCAAACUGAAUUUAGAGUUACGGGUUUGAAAAACAAAGGGAACUAUAAAUUUAGAGUAAAGGCAGUGAAUAAGGAAGGAGAAUCAGACCCCUUAACCACCACACAGUACGUUCAAAUAAAAGACCCAUGGGAUGAACCUGGAAAACCUAGCCAGCCUGAAAUUACCGACUACGAUGCUGACAGAAUUGAUUUGGAAUGGAGACCUCCUCUAAAAGACGGUGGCGCUCCCAUCGAAGAGUACAUUAUUGAAAUGAAGGACCCUUUUACGCGAGAUUGGGUAGAAUGUGCCAGAUCUCCAACUACAAGUGCUUCCAUAAAGAACUUGAAAGAGGGAGAAGAAUACCAAUUUCGUGUAAAGGCCGUGAAUAAAGCAGGACCUGGACAUCCUAGCGAUCCAUCUGAGAGGCAGCUUGCUAAGCCGAAGUUUGUGCCUGCCUGGUUGAAACACGAUCUGCUGAAAAGCCUCACAGUAAAGGCUGGCCAGUCAGCAAGAUGGGAUGUCCAGAUUGGUGGCGAGCCAGCUCCAGAAAUUAAGUGGUACAAGAAUGAAACCAUUUUGGAAGAAGGAGGUUCGCUUCAGGUUGAAACUAAAAGACACGAUCAUACUAUUCUUUGCAUAAUGACUACUGUUCGAGCAGACUGUGGCAAAUAUCGUUUAACUGUCAAAAAUUCUACAGGAGAAGACAGUGAAGAGGCGGAACUUAUCGUUUUAGAUCGUCCAAGUUGCCCGCAGGGUCCUCUCCAAGUAUCGGAUGUUUUUGAAGACAACUUAAAUUUGGCAUGGAAACCUCCUCUUGACGACGGUGGAGAGCCGAUUGAGUAUUACGAAGUCGAAAAAUUAGACAUGGACACUGGACGAUGGCUUCCAUGCGCAAAAGUUAGAGAUGUAAAAGCGCAUAUUGAUGGCCUUCGCAAGGGACAAACAUAUCAGUUUAGAGUUAAAGCGGUGAACCGCGAAGGAGCUAGCGAUGCACUUGUUACUGAUCAUGAAAUUUUGGCCAAAAACCCAUACGACGAGCCUGGAAAACCUGGCACACCGGAAGUUACAGACUGGGACAUUGACAGAGUGGAACUGCAGUGGGAACCCCCAGCAAAUGAUGGUGGAGCUCCCAUUUCUGGUUAUAUUGUCGAAAAGAAACCAAAACAUGGCCGAGAGUGGACAGAAUGUGGUAAAACUGGCCCUGAAUGUAAGGCAGAUAUCCGAAAUCUCAAAGAGGGCGAGGAAUAUCAGUUUCGAGUGCGAGCUGUUAACAAAGCUGGGCCUGGAGAACCAUCCGAACCAAGCAGAAAAGUCAUAGCAAAACACCGAAACCUAAAACCACAUAUUGAUCGUGAGGCAAUGCAGACGAUGACAAUAAAAGUCGGUCAUGGUUGCGAGUUUGAUGUGCCCGUCAAGGGUGAACCUCCACCAACGACUGUAUGGACAUUCAAUGAAACAGUAACAAUAGAAUCCGACACUAAAAUAAAGAUAACCAACGAAGACUACAGAACACACUUUGUUUUGCAAGAUGCAACUAGAAAACAUGCAGGCAUGUAUACUCUGACAGCAACAAAUGUGAACGGUACGGACAAACAUACUGUUGAAAUCAUUGUUCUUGGACGUCCAGCCGCUCCGGAAGGACCGCUUCAAGUUUCUGACGUCUUUGAAGACCAUAUGACGCUCGAAUGGAAACCGCCAGAGGACGAUGGCGGCUGCCCAAUUGAUCACUACGAUAUUGAAAAGAUGGACACUGCCACUGGCAGAUGGGUACCGUGCGGCAGAACUGAUGCCACAAAAGCAGUAGUAAACAACUUGCAACCGGGAAAAAUAUACCAAUUCCGCGUUCGAGCGGUGAACAAAGAGGGAGAAUCUGAUCCUUUGGUCACUGAAGAUGGUACUUUAGCCAAAAAUCCAUUUGAUGUACCAGGAAAAGUUGAAAAACCAGAUGUAGUUGACUGGGACAAAGACCAUGUCGAUCUUCAGUGGAAGAAACCAGAUGAUGGAGGAGCUGCGAUUGAAGAAUAUAUCAUUGAGAAGAAAGAUAAACAUGGAAGAUGGGAGGAGGCUAAGAGGGUUCCCAGUGGCGAAUGCGCAACAACAGUUGACAAUUUAAAAGCUGGGGAAGAGUAUCAGUUCCGUGUAAUAGCGAAAAAUAAAGCAGGUCCUGGUGAGCCGUCGGAGCCCAGCGAUCGUGUAAUUGCUAAACCUCGGAACCUGGCGCCUCAUAUACACAGAGAAGACAUAAGAGACAUGACAGUGAAAGUUGGGGAAGCUGUUAGAUUCACGGUUCAUGUCGAUGGCGAGCCAGCACCAGAAAUUCACUGGCAGUUAAAUGGAAAAGCUGUUGAGCAAACCACUGUUAUUGAAAACAUUGAGUAUAUAACAAAGUUUGCAGUAGGAAAAGCUAAUAGAAAGCAAUCAGGAAAGUACACUAUAACUGCCACAAAUAAAAACGGCACAGAUUCAGUUACUUUCGAAAUCCACGUACAAGGUAAGCCAGGGAAACCCAAAGGUCCUCUGGGAAUUAAUGAUGUUUUCGAAGACCGUGCGACCUUAGACUGGAAGCCUCCAGAUGACGAUGGUGGUGUUCCCAUUGAAUACUACGAGGUGGAAAGAAUGGACACUAAAGACGGGAUGUGGGUCCCGUGUGGGCGUACCAAAGAUACUAACUUUGUAGCUGACGGACUGACUAAAGACAAGCAUUACAAAUUCCGAAUUAAAGCUGUGAAUGCUGAGGGUGAGUCUGAACCGCUAGAAUCAGAUUCCACUAUUCAUGCAAAGAACCCAUAUGAAAAGCCUAGUAGACCUGGAAAACCCGUACCAGUCGACUGGGACAACGAUCACAUUGAUAUCGAGUGGGCUAAGCCUGAAAGUGAUGGCGGUGCUCCUAUUGAAGAGUACCAGAUAGAAAAACGAACAAAAUAUGGACGUUGGGAACCUGCCGUUAAAGUUCCUGGAGACGUAACCGCAGCUACUAUACCAGAUCUCACUGCUAGAGAAGAAUACGAAUUUCGAGUUAUUGCGGUUAACAAAGGGGGCAGUUCGGAACCAAGUGAACCCAGCGUUCCAGUUGUUGCUAAGCCAAAGAACCUGGCACCAAAAAUUGACAGAUCUGCACUGCAAACACUGCAAGUCAGAGCUGGCCAGACGAUCAACUUUGACGUUCCAGUUGAAGGUGAACCACCGCCAGUAAUUACUUGGCUGAAUCCGGAAGGUCGGGAGUUGAAGCAUGGUGGUCGCGUUAAAUUGGAUAAUCCAGAUUAUCAGACAAAACUUCAAAUACGAACUGCAGAAAGGUCAGACAGUGGAAGAUAUACAAUUCGUGCCAGAAAUAUUAAUGGUGAAGAUGUGGCUGAAGUUAAAGUUAAUGUAAUUGAUAAACCCUCUUCGCCGGAAGGGCCACUAGAUGUUACCGACGUGCAUGCUGACCAUGUUCAACUGGACUGGAAACCACCUCAGGAUGACGGCGGCUUACCAAUAGAGAAUUAUGUGAUUGAAAAGUUUGAUGCCGCAUCUGGACACUGGGUUCCAUGCGCAAAGACAGACGCUGGAGUCACCACUGCUGUGGUUGAUGGGUUAGUUCAGGGCCAUGAAUACAAAUUUAGAGUGUCAGCAGUUAACGGAGAAGGAGAAUCUGCUCCGUUAGAGACUAUUGGAACGACAUUAGCGAAAAAUCCAUAUGAUACGCCAGCGACAUUUCAAUUACAGGCUAAAUAUGUGAUUGCAGGAAAAACCGAUAAACCAGAAGUCGUCGACUGGGACAAAGACCAUGUUGACCUACAGUGGAAGCCACCAAUUAAUGAUGGUGGAGCUCCAGUUGAAGGGUACGUCAUUGAAAUGAAAGAAAAAUUCUCGCCUUUCUGGAAAGAAGUAAAAGAAGUUCCCGCUGGGUCCUUAGCAGCAACAGUUAACGGCCUUAAACAAGGUGAAGAAUAUCAGUUCCGAAUAAAAGCGAAAAAUAAAGCUGGUGUAGGUGAACCCUCAGAGCCAACUGACUCCAUUAUCGCAAAAGCACGACAUCUGGCUCCAAAGAUUGACAGAAGCGCCAUUGAAGAAAUCAGGGUACGUGCAGGCACUGACUUCCAACUGAACAUUCCAGUGUCUGGUGAGCCACCUCCAGAAGUAACAUGGAGCUUUAAAGAUCAACCUGUAGAGUCAACUGAUAGAAUGAAAGUAGACAAUGUUGAUUACAAGACUAAAUUCACAGUUAAAAGAGCCUUGCGUUCCGAUACGGGAACGUAUUUGAUAACAGCCAAAAACGAGAGUGGUACUGAUACAGCAGAAGUAAAAGUUACUGUAUUAGACCGGCCAAGCGAGCCAAAUGGACCUCUUGCAAUUAGUGAUGUGAACAAAAAUGGUUGCACUCUACAAUGGAAAGAGCCAGAUGACGACGGAGGAGCUGAAAUCAGUCAUUAUGUUGUCGAGAAACAAGAUCUAAACACAGGCAGAUGGGCUCCAUGUGGUGAAACAAAAACAACCAGCCUUAAAGUAGAUGACCUUACUUCAGGACAUGAGUAUAAAUUUCGUGUCAAAGCUGUUAAUCGGUAUGGCGAUUCUGAUGCUCUUGAAUCAGCAGUUCCUAUUAUAGCUAAAGAUCCCUUCGAUACUGCUGACAAGCCCGGUACGCCAGAAAUUGUUGACUGGGAUAAGGAUCAUGCCGAUCUUGAAUGGACCGCCCCUCUUAACGAUGGUGGUGCUCCUAUAGAAAAAUAUGUUAUUGAGAAAAAGUUGGCAAACGGAGAUUGGGAGUACGCAGAAGAGGUUCCUGCAGAUAAGACUUCAGCUACUGUUAAUCACUUAAAGGCUGGGUCAACUUACCAGUUUCGCGUUAAAGCCAUUAAUAAAGCUGGAGCUUCAACACCUUCAGAUCCAAGCCGUUCUAUGGUAGCAAAGCCGAGAAAUCUGCCACCAAAAAUAGAUCGUGAAGCACUUAUGGAAAUCAGAGUGAAGGCUGGAGGCGAAAUCGAAUUUAAUGUUAAUGUGGAGGGCGAACCUAAUCCAAAGAUAGUUUGGCUUAUCAAUGAAACACCUCUUGUGUCAUCUGAUAGAACAAAAAUUGACAAUUCAGUAAACAAUAAUACAAAGUUAAAAACUACGAAUGCUACCAGAAUUGAUAGCGGAGUUUACAAAAUUGUUGCAACAAACGAAAAUGGAAAGGACGAAGCAGAAGUUAACGUUGUUGUUUUGGAUGUGCCGUCGGAACCUGUAGGUCCCUUGCUUCCAAAAGAAGUUACGAAAGAAAGUUGCACUUUGCAGUGGUCUCCACCAGAAGAUGAUGGUGGAAGUCCUAUAUCACAUUAUACCGUGGAAAAACAAGAGGCGAAUGGCCGUUGGGUCCCGUGCGGUGAGGCAACAAACACGACGUUUAGAGUUAAUAAGCUAGUAGAAGGUCAAGAGUACAAAUUUAGAGUGAAAGCCGUUAAUAGACAAGGACAGUCGAAACCAUUAACAUCAGAUAGUCCUGUUCUUGCUAAGAAUCCUUUCGAUGAGCCAGGGAAACCAACUGAUGUUGUGCCUGUCGACUGGGAUAAGGAUCACGUAGAUCUCGAAUGGAAAGCUCCGCUUAAUGAUGGUGGAGCACCGAUAGAAAGUUAUGUGGUUGAAAAGAAAGAUAAAUUUGGAGACUGGGUUCCAUGUGUAACAGUGCCUGGUAAUGUUACUAAAGCGACUGCACCAGACCUCCAUCCUGGCGAGAUUUACCAGUUUAGAGUAAGAGCCGUCAACAAAGCUGGUAAAGGAGAACCAUCUGAUCCAACUGGAGACAUUGAAGCCAAGCCACGAAAAAUGGCACCAAAAAUAAAUCUCGGAGGUCUUUUGGACAUCCGUGUGAAGGCUGGAACACCGAUUAAUUUGGACGUAAACUUUGAGGGUGAACCAAAACCGAAGGCAACUUGGAAGAUAAAUGACAAGCCCCUCAACGUUAAUGAAAGAGUCGAAAUAACAACAACUGAAAAAACUAGCAAAAUUUUCAUACCUUUCUCGGCGAGAGGUGACACUGGAGUUUAUACUCUUUCUGUAGAAAACGAGCACGGAAAAGAUAAAGCUUCUUGCCAAGUAACUGUCCUGGACGUCCCCGAAGAACCGAGAGGACCUGUUAAGAUAGCGGACGUCAGCAAAGAGGGAUGUAGUCUUAGCUGGCAGCCACCAGUAGACGAUGGUGGUUCAGAUAUUAUUUAUUAUGUGGUUGAGAAAAUGGACACUACUCGAGGAGCAUGGCAAGAAGUUGGACAAUUCCCAGAAUGUAACGCAAAAAUUAAAAAUUUGACAAACGGCAAAGAAUACAAGUUUAGGAUUAAAGCCGUCAACCUGCAAGGAGAAUCAAAACCUUUAGAGAGUCCUGAGGUUGUUGCUAGGAAUCAAUUUGAAGUUCCACAAGCGCCUGCGAAGCCUGAGGUUACAGACUGGGAUAGUGAUAGGAUUGAUAUUGAAUGGAAACCACCAACUGACAAUGGUGGAUCACCAAUCCAAAAUUAUAUCAUUGAGAAGAAAGAAAAGGGAAGCCCGUUAUGGACGGUCGCUGGCAAAACAGAUGGUGCUGAAACUUCAUUUUCAGCAAAGGGAUUGAAACCAGGAGCAGAAUAUGAAUUUAGAGUUACUGCGGUUAACGAAGCUGGUAACUCUGAACCUUCUGAACCAUCUGAUUCUCAGGUAGCCAGAGCACGUUAUGUCAAGCCAGAAAUAACGUCGCCUGCUAGAAAGUUCAAAGUCAAGGCAGGAUUGUCCCUGACGGUUGAAGCUCAGUUCGUUGGGUCACCCGAACCAACGGUUAACUGGGAAAUGAAGGAUGGCCAACCAAUUUCAGAACAGUUAAUAGUAAAUACGAAACAUGGUGAAACAAGUGUAUUCUUCCCUUCGGCUAAGAGGAGCGACAGUGGAAACUAUGUUUUAAAAUUAAGCAAUGAGGUUGGCGAGACAUCCGGUACCUUUGAAGUCAUUGUACUGGACAAACCUUCUCCACCAAAGGGUCCAGUUGAGGUCUCCAAUGUUACAAAAGAUAGCUGUACUUUAUCGUGGCAGCCUCCUGAAGAUGACGGUGGAGCGGAAGUUAGCAACUACGUAGUGGAAAAGCGAGACACUCAAUCAAAUACCUGGGUACCUGUGUCAGCUUUCGUGCCAGGCACUACAGUGACUGUGCCCAAGCUUGUGGAGGGACAUGAAUACGAAUUUAGAAUUAUGGCUGAAAAUAUUCACGGUCAGUCUGCUCCGCUUUCUACUGAAACACCUGUUUUAGCAAAGGAUCCAUUUGGAGUUCCUGGUAAACCAGGUAAACCUCAAGUUGUGGACCAAGAUGUAGAUCACAUUGAGAUUCAGUGGGAGAGUCCGCGAGAUGAUGGAGGAAACCCAAUCACGCAUUACGACGUUGAAAGAAAAGACGUGAAAACUGGUAGAUGGAUCAAAGUCAACACCAGUCCCGUGAAAGGUACAAGUUUCUGCGAUGAACGUGUUCAGAAAGGUCGUACUUACGAGUACCGCGUUACCGCUGUCAACAAAGCGGGACCUGGAAAACCAUCUGAUUCUUCUGGCUUGAUUACUGCUAAGCCAAUGUUUGAAGCACCAAGAUUCGAGAUGGACAUAAACGGAAAGGAAUUCAGAGUACGGGCUGGCGAACCACUAAAUAUAUCAAUUCCUUACACUGCGUCACCAGCACCAGAUAUUACAUGGAGUAAAGACGGACGUGACCUGUCUGGAGUAGAAACAGAUGAGUGGAAGACAACUUUAACUAUCCCCGUUACUAAGCGUUCCGAUUCAGGAAUGUGUAAAAUUCUAGCAACCAACACGUACGGCAGUGCUGAAGCAGAAAUUAAGAUUUCUGUGCUAGAUCGCCCUAGCCCUCCAGAGGGACCUGUAACUUACCCAGACACAACUAGAAGAACUGUUACAGUCGCAUGGAAGCCACCUUUAGAUGACGGAGGAUCUGAAAUUACCGGUUAUAGAGUGGAAUAUCAGGAAGUUGGCACAACGACGUGGGAGAGGGCUCUAGAGACUGUCAACGCACUCUCGUAUACAGUAAGAGCUUUGGAUCAUGGAAAACAAUACAGAUUCAGAAUCAGAGCUGAAAAUAUGGUCGGCUUCAGCGAACCGUUAGUUGGAGAACCUGUAAUAGUGAAAGAUCCUUACAAUCCUCCUGGUCCCCCAUCUACUCCUGAAGUUACUGGUUACAAUACUGAUCGUAUUGCUCUUAAAUGGAACCCGCCUAGAAAUGACGGUGGGUCUCCAGUUCUCGGUUACCUGGUGGAGAAAUUUGAGAAGAAAGGAGGUGGAGAUUGGUCAGUUGUAAAAAUGCCUCUGAUUAGAGGUACUGAAGCCGUAAUUACUGGACUUGCUGAAGGCGAAACUUAUCAGUUCCGCAUUAAGGCAGUAAAUGCUGCAGGUGAAGGAGAACCUAGUGGUGGUUGUGAACCUACGAUGUGUAGACCGUAUGUAACUCCUCCGGCAGCACCAGAUCAACCUCGAGUAGGAAAAGUGACAAAGGACUCUGCAGAAAUUCUUUGGAUGAAACCAUCUAAAGAUGGCGGUGCUCCUAUUGAAGGUUAUAUAGUAGAGAAAAGGAAGGCUGGGACAAAAGAUUGGGAACCGUGCACUUCAAGCCCUGUCAAAGGGACCUCUCUUGUGGUACAACCAUUAGAAGAAAAGGAGACAUACGAAUUCCGAGUAAAAGCAGUGAAUGCGGCGGGGGAAAGCGAACCCUCAAAGCCAACAGACAUGACAGUCAUAGAGGAUCAGCCUGGUAAACCUUUCCUGGACCUUUCUGGACUAAAAGACAUUACUGUCAGGGCUGGAGAAACAAUCGAAAUAAAAAUACCCUACACUGGUGGAAAUCCGAAACCGCUUGCCGAAGUUUUCAAUGGAUCUAAAGAAAUCUAUGAAGAUGACCGGACAAAAAUCACUGUUGAGCCUGGUUUUGUCAAAUUAAUAACGGAAAAUGCACAACGAUCAGACGCCGGUCCAUACAAAAUUAAUUUAUCGAACCGCUUUGGCAAGGAUACAGCCAAACUCAAUGUCAACGUUCUGGAUGCACCUGGUCCACCGGUCGGUCCAAUAACGGCUACAGAUGUAAGCGGAGAAGCAAUGACAUUACACUGGAAUCCUCCGCUAGACAACGGAGGUGACGACGUGACAAACUACGUUGUUGAACAAAAGCAGCCAAAUGGUGAAUGGGUUAAAAUUGCACAGCCUGUGGGUACCAGUUUCCGCGUCCGGAACCUUCAAAACGGGCAGGCCUACGAGUUCCGCGUUUCUGCUGAAAACCAGUAUGGUGUUGGCAAACCACUGGAAACUACAGAACCUUUAGUUGCAAAGAAUCCGUUUGAUACUCCUGGUCCACCUGGGCAACCAGAAGCAAUAGCUGCCACUGAUGAUUCCAUAACACUGCAGUGGUCAAGGCCUAUAUCAGAUGGCGGUUCUCCGAUUCAGGGAUAUGUUCUAGAAAAGAAAGAAGAAGGAACGUCUAAUUGGGUUAAGUGCGCCUACGGAACAAUCAACGACAUUCAAUAUAAAGUUACUGGCCUGACGCCUAGAAAGAGGUACGAGUUCCGAGUCGCUGCAGUAAACGCUGCUGGACAAGGCGAAUGGAGCGAAAACUCGGUUCCGAUAACUGCGCAAGUUGAAGUUUCUAAGCCAAGGAUUCAGCUUUCUAUGCUUGGACGUGAUAUUGUGGCUUACGCUGGAACCCCUGCUAAGAUUCUGAUUCCAUUCGCAUCUAGCCCUGCACCGGAAAUAACAUGGAAAAAGAAGGGUACGCCAAUUAGUGAGGACGAUAAACGCGCAAAGAUAGAAUCUAAUGACUUCCUCACUCAGCUGUGCUACGACAAAUGCGAACUUGGAGACUCUGGAGUUUACACAAUAAAACUCGAAAAUGAUGCCGGGUCGGAUACCAUUGAUGUUCGACUAUUAGUUGUCGACAAGCCUUCGCCACCAAAGAAUUUGACUGCUUCAGAAAUAUCUCCAGAUUCCUGCGUCUUAAGCUGGCAGCCACCCGACGAAGAUGGUGGUUCUCACAUUACGAACUACAUAGUCGAAAAAUGUCAUGUUAAAUCAGCUUUGGACGAAAAGUGGGAGAAGGCAUCUUCAUUUGUCCGCGGAACGACUUACACUGUUAUGGGACUUGAAGAAAAUGAAAAAUACAAGUUUAGAGUUAGAGCAGAAAACCAAUAUGGCGUUUCAGAACCAACUGAAAUUCCCGAAGCUAUAAUUGCUAAGUACCAGUUCAAUGUUCCUGGGCAGCCUGAUGCUCCAGCAGUGAAGGAUAUUGAUAGCACGUGGGUUGAAUUGGAGUGGGAUGAACCACCAAACGGAGGUUCUAAAAUUCUUGGAUAUAUCGUGCAGUAUAAGGAAUCUGCUUCUUCGAAAUGGAUAAAUGCGAGUACGCAACCUAUUCCAGAGACUCAUUUCCGUGUAUCUAAUUUGAGGGAUCGCGGAGAAUACCAAUUCCGAGUAAUUGCGAAGAACGCCGCUGGUUUGUCUAAACCGUCUCCUGCAACCGAAACUGUGGAAUUAAAACCAAAAUUCAGACCGCCCGGACCACCAACGCAAAUCAAUGCUGUUUCUAUAGGUCGUAACCAUGUGACACUGACUUGGGCACCACCACUAGAUGAUGGCGGUUCCAAGAUUACUGGAUACAUUGUUGAAAUGCGUGAACUUGGAAGUUCUUUGUGGCGUACAGUAAGUGACUAUAACGUUCAACAACCGGAAUUUACGGUCCCUAAUUUGAUUGAAUUCCGAGACUAUGAAUUCCGUAUAAUUGCUGUUAAUAAUGUUGGAAAAGGCUUUCCAUCGUUGCCCUCAUCACCGAUCAAGAUUCAAGAAAUGGGCGGAUCGAAGCCUCAGAUAGUUGUGAAGCCAGCUGAUACUACUUCGCCUUACAACAGAAGAGCUGUCUUCACUUGUGAAGCCAUCGGCCGACCAACUCCAAAAGCCAGGUGGCUUCGCAAUGGCCGUGAAGUACCUGAAGGAGCGAGAUACAGAACUGAAGUGCAAAAUGAUGUAUUCAGAUUUAUUAUUAAAGAAGUUUGGGAUAUUGAUGCCGGAGAGUACACUUGUGAAGUUUCAAAUGCUUUCGGCAGUGAAUCUGCAACUGCGAAACUGAUCGUUCAAGCUCCUCCCGUCAUUGAAAAAGACGUCGGAAAUGCGAUAUACGCUGAUGGAGAAAUGGUUCGCCUAAAGAUUUACUUUUCUGGAACUGGGCCAUUCCGUUAUCUUCUUACCCUUAAUAAAGAGGAAGUACCAAUGGAUCAUCCUAACAUACAUUUCGUUGACUUUGACAAUCAUGUAAUUAUUACCAUACCAGCAAUUCACAGUGCAGAAGCCGGUCGAUAUGAGCUGACUAUUAGCAAUGACAGUGGAGAAGCAAAUACAGCUUUUUGGCUUAACGUAACUGGAUUGCCAUCAGCUCCACAAGGUCCUCUACAGAUAAGUGACGUCAACAAAACAAGCGCCACAUUAUCCUGGAGUCCACCAACAAAUGAUGGUGGAGCAAGAAUUACCGGCUACGUUGUUGAGAAGCGAGAUGUAAUUAAAGAAGACUGGACCGAGGUAGCAAGCUCAGUUAAAGAUACUACAUACAUUGUUCCUGGAUUAUUUGAAGGCCAUGAGUACGAGUUCCGUGUCAGUGCAAUGAAUGAAAAUGGUCAAGGUCCACCACUAGUUGGAGAUGAAGCUAUCAUCGCCCGGCUUCCGUUUGAUGUUCCUGGUGCCCCUGGAAAGCCUGAAGUGGCAGACAUGAGUCCCGGUUCUUUGACUCUGACCUGGAAUCGCCCGCUGUCAGACGGAGGUGGCGGCAUAAGAGGAUAUAUCAUAGAAAAACGCGAAAAUGGCUCAGAUGUUUGGCAGAAAUGCAAUCAUGCUCCAAUCAAUGCUUUCAAUUACAACGUCGUCAAUAUGAUUGAAGGUCGUAAAUAUGAAUUUCGCGUUUUCGCUGUCAACGACGCUGGUUACUCGGAACCAUCACCUAAGACUGAGUUGACGUUCCAACCCGGGCCUGAAGGGAAGCCUCCAACAAUUGAACGGCCGCUUUCGGACACACUGGGUGAGAAAGGUCGUUCAGUGACCUUGGAAUGUGAGAUCUCUGGUACCCCUCGACCUGAAUAUCACUGGUAUCGUGGUACUCGCGAACUUGUUGACACAUCUAAGUACACUAUUACAAGCAAAGGAGAUGUACAGGUUCUUACCAUCAACAAGCUGCAGUAUGAUGACGCAGAUGAAUACACAUGUAAAGCUACCAACGCGUUAGGAACCCGUUCUACUAAAGCGCAACUGACGAUUCGAUCAAAGCCGAGAGUAUUUGUUCCUCCUCGCUAUCAUGGAGGCUAUGAGGCUGAAAAGGGUGAAGAAAUCGAGCUGAAGAUUCCGUUUAAGGCAUUCCCAAAACCUCACUCAAAGUGGACUAAGAAUGGUGAACCAAUCGAAGAAGGCGAAAAAUAUAGGAUAGAAACAGACGAACGUAAUACGACCCUGUAUAUUCAUAAUGCCACCAAGAGUGACUUUGGACAAUACAGAGUGACUGUUGAAAAUGACAUUGGUUCUGAUUCUGGCACAGUAUCAGUGAGUGUUGCUGACCGUCCAGAUCCUCCAAGGUUCCCUAUAGUGGAGAACAUUUUGGACGAAGCUGCCAUUCUGUCAUGGAAGCCUCCUGAGAUUGAAAGCGGCUCGCUAAUAACGAACUACAUAGUCGAGAGACGUGACACUUCAAGUGGGAAGUGGGAAGAAUGUGCGAAGACAAGAUACGGUUACAUAACUAUAGAAGGGCUAAAGCCAAACCAUUCAUAUGAGUUCAGAAUCAGUGCUGAAAAUAAACAUGGUGUGUCAGAGCCUUGUGAAGCUACUGCUCCCGUACUUAUUCCUGAACAAAGGCAUAGAAAGAAAGGCUGCGACGUGGAUGAAACUGGUAAGGUUAUACGAGGGAAAGGAGUCCCAUCUGACAACUAUGAUUCGUACGUAAUAGACGUGUGGAAACAAUACUAUCCUCAGCCUGUAGAGCCUAAAAAAGCUUCUGUUUAUGACUACUAUGACAUUCUUGAGGAAAUUGGAGCAGGUGCUUUUGGUGUAGUCCACAGAUGCGUUGAGCGAGCAACUGGAAACACCUUUGCAGCAAAAUUUGUCAACACACCUCACGAAGCUGAUAAAGCUACGGUCAAAAAAGAAAUUAAUACCAUGUCAGUGUUGCGACAUCCAAGACUGAUUAACUUACAUGAUGCCUUCGAAGACGAUCAAGAAAUGGUCAUGAUUUACGAGUUCCGCUUUAUUCGCACCAAGGUUCAAUCACCAAAACGAAAUGAUUUGGUUAUCCCUUCUUACAGCAUGUCUGGUGGCGAACUUUUUGAAAAGGUGGCAGUCUGCGAUGGCCUGCGACAUAUGCAUGAAAUGAAUUACGUUCAUUUGGACCUAAAACCAGAAAAUAUCAUGUUUACAACGAAGAAGAGCAACCAACUAAAGCUUAUUGAUUUUGGUUUGACAGCGAAGUUGGACCCUAAAGAAACUGUUAAAGUUACUACAGGAACUGCAGAAUUUGCUGCUCCAGAAAUUACGCUGGGUAAACCAGUUGGGUUCUACACCGACAUGUGGAGUGUUGGUGUCCUUACCUACAUUCUGCUUUCUGGGCUCUCACCAUUCGGCGGUGAAACUGACGAAGAAACUUUAAGGAAUAUUAAGAAUUGCGAUUGGAAUAUGGAUGAUCCUUGCUUCGCAAAAAUAUCUGAUAAUGCAAAAGAUUUUAUCAAGAAGUUAUUGCUUCUUGAUCCAAAUAGUCGUAUGACAAUUCAACAAGCUCUUGAGCAUCCGUGGUUGAAUAACGCUCCAGGAAGUAGUGCUUCUGAAAGAAUACCAAGUGAACGUUAUCAUUCAAUUCGUGACAGUAUUAGACAUAAAUAUGACGCUUGGCCCGAGCCAAAUCCACCAUUGGGUCGUAUUUCAAAUUACAGUUCAUUACGGAAACAUCGUCCAGCAGAAUACCACAUUCAUGACGCAUGGUUUAACAGAGAAGAAGGACAACCCCGAUUUAUAAUCAAACCCUUCAGUACUACUUGCAAAGAAGGCGACAGCGCAACAUUCUAUUGCAGAGUCAUUGCUAUGUCACCACCGGUAGUUACAUGGCAUAAAGAUGCUAAUGAGCUAAGGCAAAGUGUCAAAUAUAUGAAGAAGUACAACGAUAAUGACUAUGCCUUAACCAUCAACAGGGUAAAAAUGGAUGAUAGGGGUGAAUAUACAGUUAGAGCUCAGAACUCAUAUGGAACUAAAGAAGAGAUUGUCUUCCUCGAAGUUUUAAGUAAUUUUAUGAUGCUUCUUAGAAACUUCCUUUCUUGUAGUCAUUUUGUAUGACA
Molecule: messenger RNA, 17369 nt
Organism: Enterobius vermicularis (human pinworm)
Lineage: Eukaryota; Metazoa; Nematoda; Chromadorea; Rhabditida; Oxyuridae
Source: the annotation of a GenBank genome assembly